CCUUGUAUACUUUUAAAUUCGUCGGAUUUUUCAUAGAUUGACAGGCGUCAGUUAACUAUUAUAAUAAUUGUCUCGUCUCACAUAUAGUGCUUGGAAAAAAAACCUAUGUUAAUCAAACUACUAGCUCUUGAUAAAUGGGCCCGUUUUUUUAAGAUUAUAGUAAAAAAUGGAGGAAUCUUAAAAUCCACCUCAAAGCUUUGGAAACAUGAUACCCUUAAAGAUGGGACUUAUGUGGGAACGGAUUCCUUAGGCAAUAAAUAUUACGAAAAUAAUUACUACAUGAUAGCUCGAAGUCGUUGGGUCGAGUACAACCCUAACUUUAACUUCGAAUAUGAUGCUAGCCAGGUGUCAGCGGAAUGGUAUGGUUGGUUACACUACAAGACUGAUAGACUACCCUCUCAGGAUUGUGCGAAGCACUGCUUAAUGACAUGCGGCUAUGUACAAAGUUGGCUACAACAGCACGAAGAGAAUCUAACCGGAACUGAUAAAGCCUUCUAUCCUUAUAGCACUGUUAGAUCUCACAUAAAAGUAUGGAAUGGUGCAUGUCUGUGUGAAUCUGUGCCUGAUUGUCCGGAUACUACGAAUAAAAAAUAGUUUUUUUUUUCCAUACCGAUAUUCAUAUGUAUAAUAAAAAAAUAUUGAUGCAAUGUAAAAUUUUGAGCUGUAAUAUUGUAUGAAAAAAAUUCAAGUCAAUAAAAUGUAUUCGGUGA
Messenger RNA from Danaus plexippus (monarch butterfly), 710 nucleotides. Its product is annotated as probable NADH dehydrogenase [ubiquinone] 1 alpha subcomplex subunit 12. The record is from RefSeq and is a predicted model, not a curated record. The coding region runs from base 106 to 594 and encodes 162 amino acids. Gene Ontology annotation, biological process: mitochondrial respiratory chain complex I assembly; response to oxidative stress. Lineage: Eukaryota; Metazoa; Arthropoda; Insecta; Lepidoptera; Nymphalidae. The transcript is spliced from 4 exons. Gene Ontology annotation, cellular component: membrane.